Messenger RNA from Aspergillus wentii DTO 134E9, 801 nucleotides. RefSeq lists its product as uncharacterized. Gene Ontology annotation, cellular component: lipid droplet; prospore membrane; ascospore wall. The record is from RefSeq and is a predicted model, not a curated record. Bases 1 to 801 code for a protein of 266 amino acids. The transcript is spliced from 3 exons. NCBI's taxonomy places the organism in Eukaryota, Fungi, Ascomycota, Eurotiomycetes, Eurotiales, Aspergillaceae.
AUGACUUUGUCCCAAAAGUUCAUCGAUUUCCUCGUCGAGGAGGCCCUGAGUCUGAGGGAGACAGCCGAGGAUGUCGCCAGGUCAGGGGCAUAUCUGUACCCAGUCAAGGGAAUCAUCUACUUUUCCUACCACAAAAGUCUCUGGCGGCCUCUGCUCUCUCGAUCCUCGCAAAUUCUCACUCUCGGCAUGGGUGUCACCGGCACCAUGUUCUUCUUCACCUACCUCCCCCAGCUCGCCAUCAUGAGCAUCACCAGCGGCCCUCUCGCCCCGAUUUCCGCUGCCCUCCUCGUCCUCAGCGAAAGUUCCGCCGUCACCACCUUCCUCUCCACCGCCUCCCUGGAAGAAGGCAUGGUCGACACCUUUGACGGCGCGCUCGUCUCGCGCGGGCAGGAAUCCCUCGUCGCGCAGGGUCGCACGAUCAACCCCAACGCUUCGGGUGACCAUAUCGCGCGACUAGGCAAGAAGUUGAAGAAGCCUCUUGCGCGUCUCCGUCCCAGGGCGCUCCUCCGCUCGCUCAUCCUUCUCCCGCUGAACUUUGUUCCGGUGAUUGGAACAUUCAUGUAUGCGAUUGCGCAUGGCAAGAAGAGAGGGCCUGCGGCGCAUGCUCGCUAUUUCCAGCUCAAGGGGUGGAAUGAGGAUCAGAGUGAGGCGUUUAUUAAGAAAAAUCGCGCUGCGUAUACAGGACUUGGUGUUGCUUCGUUUGCUUUGGAAAUGGUUCCUUUUGCUUCUAUUAUCUUUUCCUUUACCAACUCUGUUGGAGCGGCUUUGUGGGCGGCUGAUAUGGAAAAGGCAUUGCAAUAA